CUUGAAGGCAGGACCCAUGAUGAAUAUCCUCCAGCCCCCAGCAAUGCCCAAGCUGCACCCCAUACAAUUCUAGCUGAUCAGCGCUGGAGAAGUCAAGCUUCUAGAGGCUAGUUGAGACACUGGAAUUUGGUGAAGUGGGAGCUCAACUUGUCCGCCGUUGGAGAUAAGAGUCCUGUGCCAAAGGGCCGGGUGUUUGUGGGCAAUCAGUAGCCGAUCCGGGAAGCGCAGCAUCUAGAUAUCUGACAGCAAGCUGCUCUGGCCGCCGCCGCCAUGGCUCAUUCGCAGGGUCAUUCGCACGACGUGGUCAGGUUCUUUAAUGCAUGGCCCAGCCCCUUCGCCCAGAGGGUGUGGAUCGCCCUCAACAGAAAGGGCAUCGACUAUGAGAGGAUCGACAUCGACCCGUCGUAUGAGCGCAAGCCGCCAGAGCUGCUCAAAGCCAAUCCCAAAGGGACAGUGCCCACAAUCAUCCACAAAGGGCACAGCGUCUAUGAGUCCUCCAUCGUGAUUGAGUACCUUGAGGAUGCCUGGCCGUACCUGCCAGCAGACCGGGCCCUCUUCCCCAAGGAGCCUCACCUCAAGGCGCAAGCGAGGAUCCGCAUCAACGCUAUCAACACGGAGUUCGUGCCGUCCUUCUUCUCGCUGUUCCUGGCUAAGACUCAGUCGGAGGUGGAGAAAGGCCGGGAGAAGUUCACCGAGCAGCUGCGCAACGUGAACGACGCGCUCAAGGAGUCGUCACCCGAGGGGCCGUUCUUCUCGGGACCAAAUCUCGAGGCGGUGGAUGCUAACCUGAUCCCGUUCGCGGUCCGGCUUUUCAUCUUGGAGCGCCUUCGCGGAUACAAGACUCCGUCCGAGGAGGAGCUCCCGCGCUUCUGGCAAUGGCUGAAGGCGGCAGAGAAGCACCCGGCGGUGGUGCCCACAAUCCACGACCAACAGGAGAUGCUCGACUUCUAUCAGAAGUACGCCGAGAAGAAGGGCGCGCUGCCGACUGGGCCGGAAUUGCUGCUGGUUCCUUCAGUGAUUGUAGGUCAAAAGGAGCUCGGAGACCAAUCGAAAUUCUUAUUCUGUAUGCCCAGCUUUACCUAAGCUGCCGUGGCACUUUAACAUGUGGUAGCGCUGUCUCGUCAAAAGUAAAGCACUGCGGGUCUAAGCGACUCGAUUCAACCGUUUUCAGGAGAGACAACUUCCCGGUCAAGGUCCGCAACUUUUGACAUGUCAGAGUUUUGCCAUGCUUUGCAUACACAACAAUAUCCAGGCACUUGAAUAAACUUUCAGCACUCGCGCCGGAUUCAGUUUUCUAACAUGGUUAGCUUCCUGGC
This is a messenger RNA of Klebsormidium nitens, 1316 nucleotides long. Lineage: Eukaryota; Viridiplantae; Streptophyta; Klebsormidiophyceae; Klebsormidiales; Klebsormidiaceae. The record is from the annotation of a GenBank genome assembly.